AGCCAUUUAUGUGACUUUCAAAGUAGAAAUUCCUGCAUUGCUGAGCUGGAAAGUGAGAAAAGCCGUGUCCAGUCUCGAUGUUUCUGCCCGAGUCCCCGUUCAGUUGCUCUUGUCUUAAUUUCCUUUCAUCUCUGAGUUCAGCUCUGGUUUUCCCUUCUUACUGGUGUAUCGAUCACCUUUUGUCCUGUGCGGUUUUCACCAGUGUAGAGCGCUCCCGCCGCCCAGGCCUGAGAAUCUUCUGCUUACUCCUUGGGGUCCCUUUGUUCUUGCUUCUCUUCCUUCUCUCUCUCCCGCUAGGUUUUCUGGGUUUCCUGUUUUGGGCUCCUCUGCAGAGGCUUCGCCGUCCCUUCUCCUAUCAGAAUUCCGCAAAGACUCGCACUCUUCCAGACAAUAUACUUAGCGGUGACUGCUCCUUCAUCUUAAUCAGUGCCAACCUCUGCCUUCUGCCCAAUGGCUUGGCACGUUUCAAUAACCUGAACCGCACGCAGCGGCGCAGUGCUGCCAUUUCCCGCCUCCUGUGUUCCUCUUCAGAGCCUGCCAAGAAUAACUGUGAAGACAUGGUGCCAAUGUGUAGCACAGGGAAUGCCCUGCCGAUGAUGGAGAUACCUUAUAAGACAGAGAAUGAUUCCAGCGCAGAAGGAGAUGAGCCAUUUGAAGUGUCCAUCAUUUUCCCCCAAAAUGCCGACUUUGUGUGCCUGCAGGAAGUGUUUGAUGGACGAGCUUCACGCAGCCUACGCCGUUGCCUUGGGUCAACCUUUCCUCACAUUUUGUAUGAUGUUGGACUCUCAGGACCUCAUGGUUGUGGAUUUUGGUUCUUCAAUAGUGGAUUAUUCCUGGCCAGUCGGCACCCAAUCAUGGCGGCCAAAUAUUACUUCUACCCGAAUGGGCGUGGGGAGGAUGCCUUGUCUUCCAAAGGUCUCCUCUGUGUCAAGGUUUACAUUGGAAUGACGAAAGAAAAGCAAAGAAUUGUGGGAUAUAUAAAUUGCACGCAUUUACAUGCAGCAGAGAGUGAUGUGGUCAUCCGCUGUGAUCAGAUGUCUUUGAUCCUGCAGUGGGUUGUGGACUUCCAGUCACAAUACGGUGAAGAUGGAGAUCUGGUUGCGUUUGAUGUCCUUUGUGGAGACUUGAACUUUGACAAUUGUUCCAUAGACCACUGUAUGGAGCAGAAACACCAGCUGUUCUCUGAAUAUAAGGAUCCAUGUAGAGACUGUCCUGGCCAGGACAGACGGGGUGCAGUGGGAACCCUCCUCAGAUGGGACUGUCUCUACCACAAGGCUGUCAACACUCCGGCCAAUCUAAAGAGGACUCUAGAUUCAGAGGCUGACCGAAAAUUGUACGUGGCUCCACCUCUUCCUGAAGGGACCAAUGGGAGUGGUGCGCACUGGACCGGGCGCAGAAUAGAUUAUAUUCUGUACAGAGAAUCAGAUUCAUUACUUUCUUUGGCUGUGAACAAGUUCCAGUUCAUCACACAACUGGCCGGACUGUCGGAUCACAUUCCAGUCUCAAUGCACUUCUCCGUCUCACUGCCAGGGGGCUCCUCCUUGUGAAGAAUGACACAACUAUACAUCACCGACAUGUCUGAUAUGUUGUUCUAUACAUUUAUUUAUUUAUUACAGUUACUUGCAUACAGCUAGAACUUACGCAGCACUUUACAUUUUGUACAAUCACAUGAGCCCCUUUGAGGAGCUUACAAUCUAAGGUCCUAGAGGAAACCCACACAGGUGACGAGUUUGGAAAUUCGGAAAUUCAGGAAUCCGAAAAUUAGAAAAUUAGAAAAUCC
Rana temporaria (common frog) is the source of this 1780-nucleotide messenger RNA. Its product is annotated as sphingomyelin phosphodiesterase 3-like. Lineage: Eukaryota; Metazoa; Chordata; Amphibia; Anura; Ranidae. Gene Ontology annotation, molecular function: sphingomyelin phosphodiesterase activity. The record is from RefSeq and is a predicted model, not a curated record. The coding region runs from base 78 to 1547 and encodes 489 amino acids. Gene Ontology annotation, biological process: sphingomyelin metabolic process. The transcript has 8 exons. Gene Ontology annotation, cellular component: cytoplasm; extracellular region.